Messenger RNA from Ordospora colligata OC4, 378 nucleotides. RefSeq lists its product as uncharacterized. Lineage: Eukaryota; Fungi; Microsporidia; Ordosporidae. The transcript has a single exon. The record is from RefSeq and is a predicted model, not a curated record. The coding region runs from base 1 to 378 and encodes 125 amino acids.
AUGAAGCCUUUCAUGCUGGGAAUAUUGAAGUGCAAAAGAUGUACGUUCAUGCAGAGACUGGAAUUGAUCUGUAACGAAGCGAUAUGUGUUGAUAUCAGUGCAAGCGAGCCACAGAUAUUCAACAAGCACAUGUAUCUGGAAGACUCGGAAGAAAGAUUGAAAAUUCUUGCGCACAGCCUGAACAUGCACCACUCCGUAACGCUUACUGAGCAAGACAUUGAGUCAUUUGUAGAAGAUCCGUCGGAUGAUGCAAAAGUAAAGGCGUUUCUAUUUGGAAUAGACAUAAUCAGUGGAGCACUGAAAUGCAGAUCGUGUGGGUUACAAUACCCAAUCAAGAACUCGAUUGUGGAUACGGUGGAUGCGAUUCAGUUCAAUUAA